This is a messenger RNA of Paramecium sonneborni, 1709 nucleotides long. The record is from the annotation of a GenBank genome assembly. NCBI's taxonomy places the organism in Eukaryota, Ciliophora, Oligohymenophorea, Peniculida, Parameciidae.
AUGAUUAAAGCUUUAUUUGCUGCUGAGUUUGAUUUAGUCAAAGGUAAGAAAAUCUAUCCUUAUCUAAUAGGAUGUGUAAUAACGGCAUCUUAUCCAAAAACUUCUGAUUCAGAAUUUCAUGAAUUGGCAUCUUAUAUGAUUCCUGAUGGGGUACAUAAAAUCAAAUAAGACAAAUUCUUUUUUAGAAUCGGAAAUAUAAGAUUUAUACCUGGUUAAGUACAUACAUAUCAUUUUGAUUAUGAAUGGAAAUAAUUAUUGAAAAGUUAAAAUCAAAUAUUAAGUUAUUAAGAUGAAAAUGUGAUUAAAAUAAGAGGUGAAAAGGAAUCUGAAUGGUUAGAUAUUAAUUUAUUCAAUGCUAAUAUUUAAGUAAUUUCACAUGAUUUUGUGUCAAUUACAUUGAAUCCAGAUUUAAUUUAUGGCAUAAAAGGAAAAUUUACAUAAGAUUAUUAUAUGGCAUGUUUAAAGAAUAAAAAAGAUUCCACAAUUAAGAGAGGAUCUUUAAUUAGAUCUAUUGCUAUAUGUGCAACAGAUUUACUUUUUUUAGGAAUUUGCGAUUUGAAAAUUGAAAAAUGUUUGGAAGAAUAUUUUGAAUAAGUUGGACUUGAUCAUUGGGUAAAUGAUGCUGAUACAAAUCCUUAAAUAAUUGAAUAAAUCUUAGAAAAUGGAUUUAAUGAAGUUUCAAAUGAUUUAGCAUAUUAUAAGUUUUCUCAUUCUCUUUUGGAUUACUCUUCCAAAGAAUUAGGAAAUUUAUAUCCAAAAAGAGCAUAUGGUUUAACAAUAAAUGCCUCAUUGCUUAAUCUAUUUGAAAAGUUUAAUAUGAAGGUUCGUAUUCUCUAUAGAGCCCUAUUAUAAUAAAAGAGAAUCAUAUUUCUUUGUCAUGAAUGUAGUAAUUAAGAAAAAUAAAUUGGAGAUAAUAUGGUAAAAAGUGACAUUAUAUCAAAAAGUAUUUUAAUGUCUGUAAUCUUGUUUUGAGCUUAUGUUUUCUUGUUUCCCCUUUAAAUAUUAUUUAGAAUAUUUAAGGUUAUAAGUCAUUACUUGAUAAAGGAUGGGAAUAAUCAAAUUCUUGGAUAUCAAUAGUUUCUAAUCCAAUUUUUGAGUAUCGUAAAGAAUGGUGGGAUAUCUUAAUUGAUGUAAAUGCUGGAAAGAUUAUAGAAUCCAAAACAGAAUAAUCAUUAUUUAUCAACAAUGAAACAGAUAUUGAUUUCUUUUAAAAUUUAAUCAAUCUAAUUCAGGUCUCACAUAUUAAUGAAUUAUAAGUUAGAUCUAUUCUAUAAAAAUACACAUCUUCAAUUAUUGGAAAUUUGGUAUUCUAUUUCAUUAUUAUAUUUAGCCUCAAACUAUACAUUUUAAAGGAUAUAGAAAGAUGAAAAUUAAAGAAUUAUUUAAUGAAUAACAAUAUUCAUAAUUGUUAAAUAUUUUAACAAUAUUUAAAUUGCAAAAAAGUAUGGAAGAUGUAGAGUUGUUAUAAAUUUAUGAAAAUCUUUUAGAUUGCUUAAAGACAGAAAAUUAGUUUAAAGAAUUUUUUAAAGUAUAUAAAUUUUUUUAUUCUCUAGUUAUUUACAGAAUCUAACUAUGAUUUAAAUACAUUUGGAAUUGGAACAAUGUGUUAAGAAGUUGUAGUUUAAGAGAAAUGUAGAGAGUUUUUAAAAUUAAUAGAAAAGUGGGAUAAACAACUGAUGAAGAAAAUUAACUUAUUCUUUUUAAUUUGA